Molecule: messenger RNA, 12087 nt
Organism: Plasmodium knowlesi strain H
Lineage: Eukaryota; Apicomplexa; Aconoidasida; Haemosporida; Plasmodiidae
Product: WD repeat-containing protein, putative
Exons: 2
Coding region: 1-12087 (4028 amino acids)
Molecular function (GO): protein binding
Source: RefSeq, a predicted model, not a curated record
AUGCUCCCGAUGGGAAAGACAUAUAGGGGGCGAAGUUGCACGCCCUGGAAAAACGUAAAAACGUUAAAGAACUGUGACGUGAAUUUGUUAUUUUGUCACGACUUGUCGAAAAGCGUCAAGCACAAAUUUGUUUACUUUGCAUUGAACUUGCUAUGUGUGAGUAAGAAAUACGAACUAGUGUUUAUAGCGUAUGGCCAAUAUAUCUACGUGUAUGAAUUGAAAAAUUUUCUGGAAAAUAACAUAAACAUCAACGUGGACGUAAGCCCCAAUAUUGCACUUGGGCAAAGGAAAGAAAAUGGCAGAGACAAUACUAUUUCCAGUUUCUACAAACAAGAAAUAAGCCAAAAUGACAACAGUUUUAAAAACAUAAAUAAAAUAAAGUAUGUCCACGAUGAAGUGAAAAAUGAUUUGACUUUAAAAUCGAUGAGCAUUCCUGCUCCGAUACUUAUCCUGUCCCCACACGUGUAUUCUAAAGGAUACGUAAAUAUCAAAUGUGAAGAAAAAGACAACACAGAUAAGUGCAUUCUAAUAUCUGUGGGAUGGUCUGAAGAUACCAAUGUUUAUUAUGUAGAGAAAAUAGUUGAAUGUAUUAAUAUAAAGAAAAAAUUAAAACAUAUUUUAGAGAAAAAGUUGUUUGACUUGAAGAGAUAUGAAGAGAACGAGACAAAGGAGGCCAUCUUUUUUAACGAUACGAAUGCUCAAUGUGGCGACUCAGCUCUUCCAACCAUGUUUAUGGAUUCCUAUCGCUUUUUAAAUAAAUUAAAAAUUGAUGAAAAUGAUUUUAUUCUAAGUUUAAUACACAAGAAUCAGCAUCCAAAUGGAUAUUCCAAAGAACUCAUAGAAAUGUUUGAAUUGUCCAAAUGCAUUAACAGUUUUGAUCAUAUAAGAAAUAAAACCAAACAAAGAAGAAGCGCCCGUCUAUACAAAAUGCAGUUAAAAAAGGAGAGAAGAAUUAACAGAAGAAAAAAGAAUCUUAACAACCGGGAGUUAAACCGGCACGUAACGGCUAAUCUAAAAAAUCCUCUCUUAAAAACGAAGAAAAUAAAUGUCUGCAAGAAAGAGUUCUAUAGAAAAUGUGUCUUCGAAAGGGAGUCCCUCGGAGGGGUAUCAGGAGCAACGUUAGGAGGAGCAGAUGAGGGGCGCAAUAGGGGCACCUUAACUGUGUACAAAAAGAAACCAUUCAAAAAGGGGCCAUACAGAAUGAAAUGCAUAUGCAUAUUGAGGUGUCCAAGGGAGGGGUCUAUGACAGAUCCGAAGAGUGGUAAUACGCAGAAUGCAAACACACGCAGUAAUAAUAAGGGGAAAAGGAAAAAAUUUAAAAUUAGUGAAAUUUAUAGCAGCCUUGAAAGCGCCGAGGAGGAUGCUUACGAUACGGAAGACGGAAGGGAAGAUGGAUUCCUACACCCGAAUGACAACCUCCUGAUGAAGAAAAAAAAAUUAGGAAGAAAAUUCAAAAACAAUCAUCAAGUUAAUUAUUUACUAGGCGAUGAUGCGAAAGAAAUUGAAGAGCUCAACUUUUAUAAAAAAAUGAGGAACAAUGUGUACAUGGGUUACAACCAAAGAAAUAACCACAUGGGUCUGAAUGAACAGAAUGAAUAUAUUAACGCGGUUAGAGACGAGAGUGAAUUUGUAAAUACAUAUAUUAAAUCAUCCAGUGAUGAGGAAUGCACGGCACAUUUGUCGUCCAAAAUGAGAAUUACCAGUUGUAGGAGGAAAGAAAGCGGCCCGAAGUUUUACCGUCAUGGUGAUUUGCGCAUGACACUGAGGAGGGGCCUCCAUAUGGCCCAACUAAUGUCGAAAAGGAAUAUCAAGAAAGUGGAAAGGAAUAAAAAAAGGGUAAGAGAUGACGAUAAUACGGACACGCGCAGUUUCAGCAACGUGGGACACUGUGAAGGCGGUGAGAUAGGGAGUUUGUCGCCAAAUGCACCCCACAGGGGAAGAGCGAAAAUAGUUAUUAAAAGAAGAAAAAAAUAUCAUGGAAAUACGAAAAAAACGCAAAUAGAACGAUUAAGGAGGAACAUCCAAAAGUAUAAUUUGCAUGUAGAGAAAUUAAACAUAUUGAAAAAGGAAAGAAAAAAAUUUGUAAACUUCUGCAAAUUGUACAUAACGCAUGAGCAUUACGAAGAAUUUAGCAAUAAGUUAGAGAACUUCCUAGACCCAAGUGUCGAUAUCAAGUACAAUAAAAUUUGGCAGCAGUUUAACAUCUUCAGCUUUAAUCUUUUCAAUGUAGAUUACAAUGAUAAAAUUUUGAAGUCCUCACAUAUAUACGUACAACCAGACAUCGUUUUUAGCAACAAAACUUACAUUAAGUCAGACACAUCGACGUGGGCCAUUUCGUUUAACUUUACGAAAAAUUUACUAGCCAUUGGAUCGAACACGCACAAUAUAAACCUUUACAAUUUGAAUAACUUUUACUAUUUUAGGAGGAGGUAUGAUUAUGAUGAUGCUCUUAACUUUUUUAAGAAUGCAUUUGUGCAUAAGAAGAUUAAGGUAAACCGCCUGUUCGUCAACGAUGAGAAGGACCCAUUUUAUUUCGAUAGCACGGAUGGGGAAGACCACGACGAUAACAUUGGAAAAAAGAGAAAAAGUAAGAAAAGGCAUAAGAAAAGAAAAAGGAGAAAGGAUAGCACGGAAGGAAAAGUGCACAUAAAGGAAAACAAAAAAAAGAAUAAUCCUUUCUCUCAUUACCACCAGAGUAGGGAGGGAAAUUGCUAUAAUUUCCUUCGUUUGGAUCAUUGUGGGGAGAGCGAAGAAUCGUCCACCUCGGUGAGCAUAAGUAGACAGAUGAACAGAAAGGGGGGAAAGCGAAAUCAGCCAAAGGAUUCCCCCUCAUCGAAACUGAAGAAGAAAAAGAAGGAAAAAAAAAACAAAAAAAAAAACGACUCAGUAACUUCUCGUAAUGAAUAUAUUGACCGUAAGAAACGCACCAGCAGUGGAACGCCUCCUCCAAACCAUGUCUGGGAGGAGAAAGCAGGACAAAAAGGGGGUAGUAUAACGGACGGAGAAGAGGAAUUCAUUCGUUUUUUUUCCAGUGAAGAUGUCCCCUUUGUCCAACGGAAGGACGAUUCCUUGUUGCAUUUGCAGAAUAGUGAAGACACCAGUGCAUGUGCCGCAGAUAAAGUGGGGAGGAAUUACAAUAACCCAGAUGGGAAGAAUAAGGGUGAUCCAUAUAUGAUACCAACAACGCAUCAAUCGAAGGAUCCAAUGAGGGGCUUCUUCCCAAAGAAGAACAAUAGUUACGUCACAAAGAUUAGCGCGAAAGACCAUUUUAAGGAGGCCAAUUUGCACAAAGUAGUUUCUUCCAUUUUGCACAGAAGGAGCUAUAUUCCGAUAGACCUGGCCCAGGUUUUCCUCAACAGAAAGGAGAAUCUGAAAAAAAUGCUUCUAACCUUAUCAUACAAUUUCCCAAGCGAUGCAAUCAUUUUGUUUUUAAAGCAAGCUUCCAUCGGGGCGGAGAUCUAUCACAUGAAGUGGAACAUUCAUAACAACAUUGCAUUGACGGUUCAUAAGAUGAAGAAAAUUUAUGCCAGAAGAUUGGGCUCCACGUACUGUCUGAAUUUGAAGCUGUUUCACCCCAAAAUGGUGAUAAUCAACAAUAAUAGAUAUUUGAAAAAUUGGUACAUAAAAUUUCUGCGCAGGAGCAUGCCGAGGUCGGGUGUCAGGGUAGCGGAAAUAUUCAACAGAAUGUCGAAGAGAAGGAAGAAAUGGAGAAGGAACUGUGCGAGGGUUGACCACGGGGAGAAACGACACAAUUAUUUGGACAUUCUCAAGGAUCGAGAAGUGGGGGAAAGGCAUCUACAUGGAGGGAGAUCAGUUGAAGGACCGCUCACUCAACACACCCGGAGCGAAGACAUCGAAGCGGCUAAGGGUACACCGGGGGAGGAAAGUACAACCAGCGAAGAUGAGCUCGGGGUUCACAACGUCAUUUACAGAAAGGUAAAAAGUUGCAACAUGUCAAAGGUAGAAAGGAUCUAUGUACUGGGUGAUAGACCUAGCACUUUGGAGGAAGGCGAAAAUGGUAGAAUGGUAGACACAAACGUUGAUGUGAAGAAGGAUAAAGUAAUAAAAUGUUACAAGCAUAUGUACAGCUACAAAAAGGCCAAUAAUGUUUUAAAAAAUAUUAGCAGAAGAUUCAGAAAGUUCAUCAAAGAGAGGCACAAUUUUAGGUUUUCCCCUACGAAACGCCUCUUUUCAAAUGAGAACUCUAUCUUCGUGGUUCUAGAUAAGAGGAGAAACAAAGGGGAACUGCACUGUUAUGAUAAAUUUGCGGGGAAAUAUGUGGACGAAUUAAAAAUGGUCGUGAAGAGUAUCCAGAGGCACUCGGCACCGGGGUUGUUUUUAAAGCCCCAGGAGGGCAUUACUCCCACAGAUGCAGCAACAGAAGAAGCGGGCACAAUGUUUGUAGCGAAGGGAAGAACCGAAGGACCCAAAUCUUCCAACGGAGAGGGAACCUCCACGAUCGAACAACCAACGAUGGAGGAAGAGGAUAAUUUUGAUUUUUACAAGAAAACGGUACUAGUGGUUUGCGAGCUGAAGGACCACAAUAAUAACACGCUAGACAUUAUACACCUGACGAAUGAUCCGAUGGGAAACGGUGUGGGUUUUUUGCAGGAGGGGCAACCUGGACCGGUGAGGAAAGGUUGCAGUGAUUACUACUCCGUGCGGUUUGAUGAAGGUGGCGGAGUGAAUAGGAAAAAGGAGAGAACGGAAAGAAACGACGAUCCCAUAAGUAGUAGCGAUGAAAGUAGCAGAAGUGGUAGUAACGCACCCUCUAGUAAUGCAAAAAAGACAGAAAAGAAGAAAAGGAAAAAGAAAAAAAAACAAAAAAGGUGCUUAAGAAACAUUAUGGAAGGUAAAACCCACAUGAAUGGAAUAGUAAAUUACACCGUUCAAAUGGAAAUGGAUAAUCUAUAUAGAAGCUACCGUCUGAAUGAUGAUAGAAAGGAUGAAAUGAAGGUGAAAAGUGUCAUGAAUAAUUUGCUACUAAAUGUGGAAGCAGAAUCAGGUUCGAACUCAUCGGAGUCAGCUAAUAUAUCAGAAGGUAGCAUAAACAGUAGAGGAAUAAAUUUCCCUGCAUAUAUAAAUAUCAACACAACUAGCCAAAAUACAAUGAAUUUUAACCGAUUCAUUAAUGGAGAUUUGUUGUCAACAUCCCGGAGUCGACUCAUAGGGAAUGGAUACAAUUCAGAUGUUUCAAACAAUGGUCUUCUUAUUCGUGCAUUACAGAAUUAUAGGAUGGUGAGGAAUAAUUUUUUGCGCAACAUGAGGAAUAACAUACGAAACAGUCGAUCUAAUCGACCCAGUCGAGCAAAUCGACUUAGCGCUAGGAAUGUACAAAGCGUGAGAGAUGACAUUAUGAAUGAAAACACGCACGCAGUUAUAAGUAACAUGGUGAAUGCAGCCCAAAAUAUAUUGAACAUAAACAAUAGCAUUGGGAUUAUAACCGGUAGACCUCCUCUUGCCAUUCGAGGGAGGGGAGGUUAUUACAUGUCUAGGACAGCCCCACCUCAGACAUCUAUCUUGCGCAAUAAUGAGCACUUGCCCAAUUUAGAGAACCCCAAUACAGUCGAUCCAGAUUCCUUUGUAGCCGCCCCAAAUGAGGAUAGCGAAUUGGGGGAUAGGUCCAAUUUGGAAGAUUCACAAGUGGAUAACGAAACAUCAUCGGCAGGUGCUCAUUCUCCAAGAGAGGACAUAGAAGAAACAGGAAGAGAAGGAAGGGAAACACAAAUUAACUCCUACGCAAGUAUAAUAAUUAGAAACCUGUUGUCACCUAACCCAGAUAGAAUUGAAGAAACUGGAGAUGCUUGGAGGUUUCGAAUAAACACAAGCAAUCUCAAUAAUAUAUAUUUAAUAUCUAGAACAAGUCCGAAUAAUAGAACAUCCUCUUUAUAUAAUAACGGGGAUGGUAGAAACUCCCGAAAUUCGACGGAAAUUCGACAACAAAAUGAACACCCUUUCCUCAACAUGCUAUACAAUAACAUUUUAAAUAUGACGGAGUCGAACAGGAACAACUCUUCCUCAUUGGACUCCAACAUGGGGAAUUGGACUUCAAACUUAAUGAAUAAUUUGCAAAAUGACAUGCACAAUAUAAAUGAAGAAUAUAAUCCCAGGAGAAAUUUGAGAAGUACUUUUUUUAAUCAACUAAAUUCCUUUAGCGGGGAAUCAUCCCCCACUAUUUUAGACUUAAUGAACACAAAAAAAUCGGAAAGUGUAAAAAUAGAGGGAAAAGAAGGAACCCUGCAGUGUAGGCGUUUUAGGGAAAUCCCUUUUGGAGUUAAAUAUACCUCCAUGAAUGAGAAAUACGAUGCCAUUGUUCGGUACGUAUAUACACUUCCUAAAAGUGCUGAUGAAAUUAUGUUGACUCAUGGUUCGGGAUCAGAUUCUUUUUUCGACUUUGUCAUUGUGUAUGAAGGUGUGUGCGAGGAGAACGAGAGACUGGACCGCGAUGAUCCUGCGCAGGGGGGAGAUGAAGAUGGGAUCAAGCCGCCUUGGGGCAUGGAUGGUUUGCAGGAAGUGGAUCCUAAUGUGGAGGAUGCACUGGCAGCGGGAUCAGAUCAAGUGCAUGCGGCAUUAGAGGAAGAAAGAUCGGAGGAAGAGACGGAUGAAAUGACGCAGGAGGAGGACAACGAUGACAACGGCGACGACGAGGAAGAGGGGGAAGCAGACGAAUCAGCGGAUGAAUCGGCAGAAGAAUCGGCAGAAGAAUCGGCAGACGAAACGGCAGAGGGAGUGAUGGAAGAAGCUACGAGUGACUUGGCAAAUGGCCAAAUGGACCAUCACGACAACGCGGAAGGUUCGGCAAAUGAAGAGCCCCUGGAAGGAAGCCACACCAGCACUUCACACACGAAUGAAUCUUCACAAUGGCCCAUCCUGGAACACAGUUUGGGCAAAGAUAGCAUUACGGGUCAUGUUCAUCCCGGAAGUAUGGCAAUCGAAUGUAUAGAGAGAGACACGCCAUGGAAGGAAGAAGAAGAAGAUUCCCAAAAAAUAUCCAACAGGUGCAAUCACGGCGUAACAGAUGUGAAGCGAAAUCUGAGUUCCGCGUCCACAUUAGACAUCGAAAACUCAUCAUACGAUUCAUAUUAUUCUUCAUCCAGUAACACGGCUAGCGAUUUUACGAACAUAUCAGAAUACCUAGUGGAUGAAUGUUCUGAAUGCGAAAAUGCAGAUCUCUGUUUUGAGGGAAGCAACAUAAUCAAUUUCAACGCAGCUUAUCGAUUCUUGAAGUAUGAGAGCUCCAAGCUAUACAUAAACAAUUGCAGCGUCAGCAUAGAGAAGAAUAGGGAAGGUCGUUUGUCCAAAUAUUAUUUAAAGCGAGAGGUUGGGCAUCCUGCCAGUCAAAGCGAUUACCAGGGUGAUAGGGGACAAAAUGGACGCACGCAAAUUGUUCCAAUAGGCAUCAACGAUUUUGAAAAUAGUUCUUCAUAUGUCAGCAAGAAGAAAGGGGCAAUAUGGGAUGAAGAGGAAUAUGCACCGUUGUGGAUGAAGAAGUGUGAAAAAGAUACUUCCACCUGGAAGGAAAAAUCAUGUAAAGACAAAAUUAUCAUUACAUCUAAGUGGUUACAUAAAAUUCUACUUCAACAAAAUUACUACCUGAAUGAGGAGAAAAGGGAAAAAUUGGAAAUGAUUUUGAAGGGAAAGAAAACGAUGGAGGGUGAAAUGAAAAGGGGAGAAAAGGAUGACACGCCUGAGCAAACAAACCAAGCAACACAGAAAAAGAAGAAGAAAAAAAAGCACGCCCAGCAGGACGAACGAGUCAAAGAAAAAAUCGAAUAUUUGAAUCUAUCUGGAGAAGACGAAAAAAACGAUUCAGACAAAAAUAGUGUAGUUCAGAAGGAUCGCUUCUUUAACACAUUUUUAAGGUAUUAUUAUUCCACUAUUAAGAAAGGCAAAGGGGGAAAAAAAAAAAAGAAGAAAAAAAAAAAAUACACUGGGUGUGGCAGUCAGAUUGAGAGGAAAUAUUAUGACUACAACGUCAGCGCACUUGUACAAUACAAAGCAGAAGAAGUAAGAAACAGUAUCUACAAUGAUAAAAAUGCUAAUUAUAUCUUCAAAAAAUUACCUAAUAAUGUUAUUACGAGAAAAUUUUGCAAUAAAGUAAGAAUGAGUCCUUCCUAUGACGAACCAAAUCGAAUAAACGAAGUUCUCUGGACCUUCUCAAAUGUGACAUUCUAUUCAGCAGACUGGUAUGACAUAAUGUAUAAAUUAUUUUUCGAAUUGUCUUCCAGAUUUUACGAAAUUAUUAUAAAGCACCAUAAGCAUAAUAUCCCAUGUGUGAAAUUUUCACCGGACGACAACUUCCUCUUGUCCUGCUCGGUCGACAGAACCAUGGUUCUUUGGAACCCCUUCAAUGUGAAGAAUUAUGAUUUGGAUAGAAACUACAACAUUUAUGACCACGUGUUUCCACCUAGGAAGGAUAGGAAAAGCAGGGCGCACCACCAUAACAUGAGCAUUGUUCGCGAAAACAUCAGGAGAAAAUCGAAAAGGCGAAACAAUUACAACCGCAUGCCCCUCAGUCUGGUUGCCAACGCAACAGUCCAAAUAAACUAUGGAAGGAAAAGAAGCGCCUUCGAAAAAGUAUUUCAUGAAAGCAAAAUGUACAAAGCGAUUAGGGAAAAGGAACUAUUAUCAAACAUGAAAAAAAAUAAUAUUCUGUGCAAACGGGAAAUGAAACAUAUGGGAUGGAGUUGUGAUUUCCUUUUGAAGAAGAAUAUUUCCAAAUGUGAUAUUCUUACGGACCUAUUCUACAAAGAAAAAUUUUUCGUGGGGCACAGACCUAGUUUUAACUAUGGUGCUUAUUUCCCCUCUGGGAACGUACAUAUGGAUAAUUUCUGCCCCUUCUUCCAGAAGUAUUCUUUUUUCCAAUUAUUUAGUUGUUCCAUUUUAAGUGCGCAGGGAAUCAGGGAAGGAAGCCAUUUACACUUUCUACGUUCUUACUUGUACAAAAGGAAUAUGAAAAGAACGAAGUAUGUUCAAACAAAUAACAUCGAAACCAUUGUGGAAAUGAUGACUAACAAGAAUUUUAAAAGAACGUCUUUCUCCAAGAAACAGAUUAAGCAAAUUUAUUCUACCAUGAAAUAUGUUUGUAGGAAUUUGCUAAAAUCGUACAUUGUUGUUUAUCCCUUGAGGUAUGAGGAGAGAAAAUGCGACUUGGGAAGUGUGAAAUUGACAAGGCGUCGUUUAAAACGAGAUGUGUGUGUUUUAACAGACUACGAAUAUGGCGACUAUGCCAACAUAAUUACCUCCGCGUGGAAUGACGAACAUGCGAUGCCAGGGUGUGCGGAGGAUCUCUAUAUUAAGCCAUCCCGUAAGAUGAAAGACAAAACGAAAAGAAAAUAUUAUACUCGCAGACAGAACAAAAGAAAAAGUAAAAAACAGAAAGAAGAAUCUUCGCUCAUCGAAUCCGAAUCGAACAACGAAUCGGAUGAUACGUGGGAAACGGACCAACAUUCCUCCUCCUCGUGCGUAGAACCAGAUAAAAAAAACUGGAAGUGCGCAAACUCAAGUGAUUACGAUGAAGACAAUGACGAGCUCGAUGCAGAUUACAAAAAAAUGAAGAAACAUAAAAAAUCCUUGUUUUAUAAAUACAUACGUGGCAUAAGGAAUGAUUUUAGCUUUCACUUUUUAUCAGGUAAAAGAAAAAGCUGUGAAGAUAAUCCAAAAAAAUGGAUCCCACUUUUUGAAAAGCUAAUACAUCAGUACGCAGAUUUGAAAUUCUGCAAAAGUAUGUACCGACACGUGAAAUGCAAAGUUCUAUCUGACUGCAUCGCCAAGUUUGAGGCGUCCAAGCCAAGGCUGUAUUUCAACUUCCACAUCACGGCAAAUUAUCAGGAGUCGAAAAUUCUGAACGAACUUUUGCAGAACUAUGCCGUGUACUUCGGAUCCAUGGGUAGUACAGACGGAACGAGUGGUGAAACGAAUCCAAAUUUUCAGGCCUACUUAACGCUAAUCAAGAGGAAGGGCACGCUGCGCUGGGGAAGCUGGAAGAAGCAGGGUGAGACGGAGGAGGAUACGCCGGAAAUGCACUCCAAAAAUGUCGGAUAUACAAUUAUACUGAAAAACAACGUUUCGAAUUUCCACAAUGUGAUAAAUAACAUAGUGAAUAUUUCGCAUAACAACAGGAUUAUUAACCAUCACAAGUACUUUCGUGAAAAUAAUAUGUACAAGACCGAUCGGGGGGGUACCUUCCACAAGGUGCACACAGGAGAGGAGGGAAUGGAGGAUGGUAGGGAGGAAGAAUGUAGAGAAAGUGCUAAGUAUGACGCGACCUAUGAACCGAGAAAAAAACGUCUAGAAAACUUUUUCGACGAUUUAGAAAGUGACACCACGCAUUUCUGCUCCUCCGAUUCGCUCAACUCAGAUAGAAAUUCUGGAAAACGGAAAAAAGGGAAAAUGAAUCGACCUAAAAUGAAGAGAAAUGAACGAGGCGGUGAUAGAAAUGGUUGUGCGCCGAGGAAGAAAGACCUGGAGGAUGUACUCAGGAGGGAAGACAAAGUGUACAACAUAUGCUUCCUUCACUCAAGAAAUGACAACUAUCAAAUUAAAUAUUUUGAAAAUAUAAAUGUUUUGCAGAAUAUGUAUAGAUACUGUGGCAGGGGGUUACUAGUGGUAAACAUAAAGUACGUAACGGAUGAGAACCCUGAAGACGCAAACUACAACGGGGAAAGGAAUCCAAUGGUAGAUGACCAAAAUAAAUGCGGAAGCGUCAUAUUCCAGACCGACAUACAUAUAUGCAGUGAGAAGAAGCCAAAAAGGAGGAAAAAGGACGAAGUCGAAAAAGAAGUACAUUACAAGAAGGCAAAAACUAUCAUUUUUAUCAUACGAGUGAAUUUACAUGAGCUGAGAAAUUACCAAAUGAGGAAAAUAAUUUUCGAAGAAAAAUAUGUUAAGAGUACAUAUUACAUUAACCUCCAGGUGAUGAAAAUAUUUUAUCAAAUAGCUUUAAAAAAUUGUAAAUUAUUACACAAAUCUGAAAAUGAGGAACAUGAUAAAAAAGUGAAUGCUGAGAAAAAAAGGAUUUUGAAAUCCUUUUAUGCGAAGGAAAAGUAUUCGUUCCUUGUGUAUUUGACGAAAAACCUAUUCCAGAAAAGAAAAAAAUAUCCUUUAACACCAAGACGUAUAUGCAAGUACAUUGUGUUGAUAAGAAAUAUCAUUUUGGACACUCGCUUGUUUGACCAUUAUGAAAAUUGUAAUAGUGAUUUGCCACAAGUGCAAGCAGAUUAUCGUUUUCUGUACUCGCUGAAUUUGGACCUUCCCAAGAGAACAACAUUAUUCAAGCUGUUCUUCCUCUUGUUGCCAAAAGGAAAAAGAGACACACUUAUGCUGAACAUAGCUUUGUUAAGAUUUUUGUAUUCUCAUUUGAGUAGGGGGUGGGAGAAAAGGAGCACGCAUUUCACCUAUGGUGAAAAGAGCGUAAGAAGGGAAAAAAUAAAAAAAAAAAACUGCGCUUGUGUGAAAAAAACUGAAGCAAAGUUUCAUUCAGUAGUUGAUAGGGAAGAGAAAAAACAACUCAGUCAUUACAUAGUUAUAUGUGCAGAUAAAUAUAAUCUAUAUUUGUCAAAAAUUAAAUUUACAAAAAUUACCAAAAAUUUUUUCAACACCAGAUUUGUGCCCAUAUUAGAAUUAUCCAAACCAGUCGAACCGAAAUUGCCUUCCGCAUACAAAUCUUCUCGCAUUAAUUUAUUGAAAAUCAUAUAUGACAAGUCGUGUAUUGUGCUGGCCAACCAGUACAGCAAUCUUAUUUUUGUCUACUUUGCGCAUAAGUGUGUUUACACAAAUUCAUACUUCCUCAUCCCCUACUUUACCAUUCCGCUGUAUACGGAACGUAUAGGAAGAGUGCUUCUCCCGAAUUUUAGAAAGGACGCCUGUAUCGGAGAAAAGAAGCGCCUUGUGAACAACGUAAAUUACAACUUUCGAAAAAUCUUGGCAGAUAAUUACGUGGAUAUGGACGAGGAGCUCAACUUCUUCAUCGCGGGCUUAGAUGUCAUCUACCUAAAAGGAAAAAAGAACAAUUUCGAGUUAACCAUCUUUGCAAUUUUACUCAACAAUAUUUUAUUUUGUUACAAAUUGAAUUUCCAGUACUAUUAA